UGAUAAACUUGGCAAACUUGGAACAGAGGGCUUUGAAAAGAUCUUCUCCCGGGAUAAUCUCAGUAGGGGCAGUAGUGCUGGCAGUAUUGGGCAAUCUCCUAGAUCGUUUGUUACACAUGAAACCCCACGGUCAACUCUAGCAUCAACUGUAGCCUCACUCAAGGAGGCAGUUUUGGAUUCACAAGCCAAGUGUACCGCCCUCAUUACCAACUUAUCCAGUUCAGAAUCUCCUGAAGAGCAUCUUGCUAAUAUUAGAGAAUUGAGUCAGAAACUUGAAAGCAUGCAGAAUUUGUUGGUGCAAUUGCAGAGUCAAAUUUGAUGGGCCUUGUUUCCUGCCCUAUUCUUCGUGGCAAAAUUAUGGGAUUGAAGAAAGCAUCCCAACGUGGCCGAGAAAGAAGAAAAAGAAGAAUCAUCCCAGUGAAAUAGUCUAUCACAUUCUUUCGUGUAUAUAGAAUACACAUGAAUACGUAUCAGUCAGGCACAAAGAAAAGCUGUUCUAUAUGAGUUAUCCCAAAAAUUUUGUAUCAAAGCAUGACAAUUUUUCCCUUCAAUAUUAGCAAUAAUUAAAAUGUUUCAUG
Messenger RNA from Rubroshorea leprosula, 578 nucleotides. The record is from the annotation of a GenBank genome assembly. Lineage: Eukaryota; Viridiplantae; Streptophyta; Magnoliopsida; Malvales; Dipterocarpaceae.